UCCCGCCCCACCGCCCGCCCUCUUCUCCUGACCUUUCCGAAGAGGAAGUGGCAGGGCGACCCCGGAUGGAAAGCGGGGAGCGGUAGCGCCUCAUUUCCUUCGAGCGGGAGGCAAACGUCUCCGCUUCGGGGGACCAGGAGGCUGUAACAGGAGAACAAGCUCUUCAGCUAAUAUGGCUGAGGUAGUAGAGAGUGGAAAGCAUAAGAGAAAGUUUGUUGAAGAAGAUGAUAGCGUAACUACUAAACGCCCACAUACCGAUUCUCUUGUUGAAAAUGAUGAUAAAAUUGCAGAUAAAAAGUCUUGUGAUGAAGGUCAAACAGGAGAUAAAAACACUCUCAAUCGUGAAAUAGAAACUGAAGAAGUUCGUAAAAGGAAAAGACAUACAGAAGCUGUAGCAGCACAUUAUAAUAAGCUUGAAGAGGUUGGAUUGGAACAACGUAGCAUGAGUCGCAUCGUCUAUCUCCGAAAUUUUAACAAUUGGAUAAAAAGUGUGCUUAUUGGUGAAUUCCUUGAUAGGGUACGACAGAGAAAACAAAACAUUACAGUGUUAGACUUGGGAUGUGGUAAAGGUGGGGACUUGCUGAAAUGGAGAAAAGGCCGAAUAAGUAGGCUUGUAUGUACAGAUAUUGCUGGUGUAUCUGUACAACAGUGUGAACAGCGUUAUCAAGAUAUGAGAAACCGUGGUCGCCAGAAUGAUAGAUUUUUUAGUGUAGAAUUUGUAACUGCUGAUAGUACCAAGGAACUUCUGUCUAAAAAGUACAGGGAUAGCAAUAUGUACUUUGACAUUUGCAGUUGUCAGUUUGUGUAUCAUUAUUCAUUUGAGACCUAUGAGCAAGCAGAUAUGAUGCUUAAAAAUGCUUGUGAGCAGCUUUCCCCAGGAGGAUACUUCAUUGGCACAACUCCAGAUAGUUAUGAACUUGUAAAACGCCUUGAGUCUUCAGAAACAAACUCAUUUGGGAAUGAAAUUUAUACUGUGAAGUUUCAGAAGAAGGGAGAUUAUCCCUUGUUUGGUUGCAAAUAUGACUUCCACUUGGAACAAGUGGUUGAUGUCCCAGAAUUCCUGGUUUAUUUUCCACUGCUGGUGGACAUGGCAAAGAAGUAUGGAAUGAAACUACUCUACAAAAAAACUUUUUGGGAGUUUUAUGAAGAAAAAGUGAAGAAUGUGGAACAUAAAAUACUUCUGCAACAAAUGAUGGCAUUGGAGAAAUACCCUGCUGAUGAAGGUUCCAGAUCGGCCUCACAUAUAAAAGAGGAUUAUGAGCAUGCAGAAAUGUUUAAGAGGGAUGGAAAAGCAAAGCUUCCUUUUGGAACACUGAGUAAACCUGAAUGGGAAGCAGCAAGUAUAUACUUGAUUUUUGCAUUUGAAAAACUUUAAAAGGAAAAAGAAAACAAUGAAAUACAGAUGAAAUGAUCUAGCAUCCAAAGGGACAGCUAAUUUUAUAUUUUUAUGUUUGAGAGUGUGCAGGACACAACCAAAAUUGGGGAAGCUUACGUUUGAGUUAUGGCUGCCUAUCUGUGACAGAUGGAAUUUGUGUGUGUGUGUGUGUGUGGUACGUAUAUGUGUUAUAUAACCAUGAAAUAGGAAUUGGAAUUUACCUUUUGUGUGGGAUGGUUGAGUUCCUACUGUUAACAAAACAUGAGUUUUCUGGAAUACUUAGGGUGUUUUCAGGCUACUUAUUGCUACUUAUUGACUCCUUAAAGCUGUAUCAUGACAGUUGUCACAGUACUGUAUGAAGAACUGAUCAUAAUGUAGUAGUAUGAUAAUGUAAGUGUUGCCAGCUAAAACAUUUAAGGAAUCAGGGAUUUGAUAAUUACAUUCCCAGGGACUACAAAUAAGCAGCUCUACUUACUGUUACAGUUGUUGCAAAAUAAACUUCCAAGUGAUUAUCACCUGAGAUCCCCUGUCGCAAGAUGUUGUUGGGUUGUAUACAGUUGUAGGCUAGUAAAUUUGUAAGCACUGAAGUGUAAGCCUGGAUCCAGUAGCCAUUGCAAUCAAUAGAAAUGUUGUUACCCUGUUUUAGAACUAUAUUAGUGGGUAUUUCCUUUCAGACAACUUGUAAAGGAGUUUAAGUGAUUCCAAAGCUCUUGCAUGCUUGCAAGCUCUGUGUGUAUCAGGAUACCAGAAAUUCAUUAUUCAUGGCUUGGAUUUUCUAUUUCACAAUACAGUAUUUUCAGUGCUAAAUUAAUUGUGGUUGGUAUGUAAGGUGGGUAAUAUUUGGAGAGAUACUAAUUUGCUGUUUGUACUCCUUAGUGUGUAAUUUCUUUUCAAAUAGGAAAUGAAAAUUAAAGAUAUUUCUGUUCUUAUCAUUUAACUGUA
Molecule: messenger RNA, 2317 nt
Organism: Candoia aspera
Lineage: Eukaryota; Metazoa; Chordata; Lepidosauria; Squamata; Candoiidae
Gene: RNMT
Product: RNA guanine-7 methyltransferase
Exons: 11
Coding region: 173-1375 (400 amino acids)
Biological process (GO): 7-methylguanosine mRNA capping
Cellular component (GO): nucleus
Molecular function (GO): mRNA 5'-cap (guanine-N7-)-methyltransferase activity
Source: RefSeq, a predicted model, not a curated record